Messenger RNA from Diospyros lotus (date-plum), 3353 nucleotides. RefSeq names its product disease resistance protein RPV1-like. The coding region runs from base 1 to 2898 and encodes 965 amino acids. The transcript is spliced from 6 exons. Gene Ontology annotation, molecular function: protein binding. Lineage: Eukaryota; Viridiplantae; Streptophyta; Magnoliopsida; Ericales; Ebenaceae. The record is from RefSeq and is a predicted model, not a curated record. Gene Ontology annotation, biological process: signal transduction; defense response.
AUGACUACUACUACAAGAGGCAAAGAGCCCGCCUCCUCCUCCUCCUCCCCGUCCUCCCCCUCCUCCCCUUCCGCUUCUCGGAGCAGCGGCAUCUAUCACGUCUUCUUGAGCUUCACAGGCGAGGACACUCGCUAUACCUUCGUCGACCAUCUCUACACGGCCCUUACAAAAGCCGGAUUUCGCACCUUCAGGGACGACGAUGAAAUCCGAAGGGGAGAAAGCAUCAAGGCUGAGCUGGGGAGGGCAAUCGAAGAGUCGAGGCUUUCAAUUGUUGUCUUGUCCAAAAACUACGCGUCUUCAAGCUGGUGCCUCGAUGAGCUUGCGAUGAUCCUCGGAAGACGACGGAGGGGGGACUCUGGCCACGUGGUUCUGCCGGUGUUCUACCGCGUGGAUCCGUCGGAUGUCAGGAACCAAAAGGGAGUUUAUGCGGAGGCCUUUGCGAGGCAUGAAGAGCGAUUCAAGUUCGAGGUGGGAGAGGGUGAAGCAGCAAAGGAGUGGAAGGAGAAACUGAAGGGGUGGAGGGAAGCGCUGGAGGAAGUUGGUGGUUUAGCAGGAAUGGAAUUAAAAAAUGGAGAAAACAGGCACGAGUCAAAGUUUAUCCAGAAAAUUGUCAAGGUGGUUGAAGACAAGAUAAGGCGUCCAAGAGUCUUGAAUGUUGCACUUUACCCCAUUGGAGUAGAUUCCCGUGCCAAACGCAUUAAUUUCUGGUUACAAGAUGGAGGGGUUGAUGUUAGACUUAUUGCCAUUUGUGGGAUGGGUGGAAUUGGCAAGACAACCAUUGCCAAAUUUGUGUACAACUCAAACUUAUCAAAAUUUGAAGGUAGCAGCUUCAUAGCAAAUGAAAUGGGAAGGGAAAUUGUCAGGCAAGAAUCACCCAAAGAGUUAGGAGAACGUAGCAGGCUCUGGAAGCACAGGGAUUCCUUUCGUGUCUUGCACGGAAAAACUGGCACAAGAAAAAUCAGAGGCCUCGUUCUUGACAUGCAUUUCUUGAAGGAAGAUGAGUCUGAGUGGAACAGGUGUGGGCCCAACAGCUGCUCUAAAAAGCGGAAGAGGUUUCCCUUUAGUAUCUUCUCUGAUUUCCCUGUGGGCAUUACUACAAAAAAUUCAAAUGUAGCUCUUUUGGAAGGUGAUGCGUUUUCAAGGAUGUCCAAUCUACAAUUUCUGCAGAUUAGUCAUGUUCAAUUAUUUGGAAACUAUGAAAAUUUCCCCAAAGGAUUGAGGUGGUUGCAUUGGUCUCAUUUCCCUUUACAAAGGAUACCCAACGAUUUUGUUUUAGACAAGCUGGUUGCUCUUGAAAUGCCUUAUAGUUGCUUGAAAGAGGUUUUGAAUGGAACCAAGUGUCUCCGAUUACUGAAAAUCCUUAAUUUAAGUCAUUCCCAUUAUCUUUUUGAGACUCCUGAUUUCUCAAGGUUGCCAAAUCUGGAGAGACUUGUACUUGAAAAUUGUACUAGGUUGGUUAAGGUUGAUGAAUCGAUUGGAUGCCUAGAAAGACUUGUUUUCUUAAACUUGAGAAAUUGUCAAAGCUUGAGGGAGCUUCCACAAACCUUUUAUAAGCUAAAAUCUCUGGCAACACUUGACCUUAGCGGUUGCUUUAAUCUUGGAAAUUUUUCAGCAGAGCUUUUACCAGACGGAAUUGCAAUAAAUCCAUCAUUCUCUAUCACUCGGAAGGUGAAAGCAUGGCUUUUGUCUGCAUGGCCUUGGCCACUAAAUCCAAGAAGUCGGCCAGAAUUUUCAUCGGUUUCUUUUCCACCGUCUUUGGUAGAUUUAAAUCUUGCAAAUUGCAAUCUGUCUGAUGACAGUUUCCCUAGGGAUUUUAGCAGCCUAUCCUCAUUGCGGCGGUUGUAUUUGAGCGAGAAUCCAAUUUGUAGCCUCCCAAAUUUCAUUAGGGAUCUUUCUGGGCUCGAGGUGCUAGACUUAACGUCAUGCCCAAGGCUUUUGACACUUGACGGGCUGCCUCAAAGUUUACAGCUUUUGGAGGUUGAUGGAUCUAAAUUGUUGGAAAAAAUAAGCUUUGACUCGACAGAUUUUAUUAUCGACGAUUGUUGUGUAGCUUAUUAUGAUUGCCCGAGGCUAGUUGAGUUUUCGGGCUUAUUCAAAGUAAAACGCUUAGAAAGUGAUGAUGCAGAGCUAAUUAGCAAUUUGGGCUUAUGUGACUUCUUCGAAGGCCGGAUAAAAUCAUACAAAGAGUUAUCAAUCUUUACAUCACAUAAAACGUGGAUGUCUCCUCCCCUAGGAUCACACCAUCCUACAUAUGAAUCUUAUGUUCUUGGAAGCAAGAUACCUAACAGAUUCAAUCUUAAGAAUGUAGGAUCAUCAAUAUCUUUUACCAUGCCUUCCGAUGCUAAUUUCAGAACUCAAGGGUUGUCUGUAUGUUAUGUUUAUGCAUUUCACAACCACACGACUUCAUUAUAUGAUGCUUCAUGGUUUAAUGAUCUUUUGUGGGGAAAACAGUACUUUUGCACAAUUAUCAGUAAUGCAACCAAGCAAGUGAAAUGGAGCUAUAAACAAGAACUUUAUGGCAAUCCGCCAAAUGAUCGUGGGGACGUAACGUGGUUAAGUUAUUGGAAGUUUGAGGAUCAAUUGGAAGGUGGAGAUGAAGUGAAUAUUUCAGUUACAAGUGAUGUUUUUCAAGUGAAGGAGGUUGGGGUUUAUAUUGUGUACAAGGAGGAGGAGGCAGAAGAAAAGAAGAGCACACAAUCUCUUAGUUUAGAAGUUCCCCAACAAAUUCAUCCCUAUGGGAAUGUAGUUCCUGGUGGCUUUUGUAACGGGGAUUGCGAGAACUGCACUGGACUCAUUCUUCAUGAUGAUCAGUUUGAUCAUUUCGGGAUUGGGUGGCCAAUGGCCUCGAGUGGAAUUUUCGGGUUAUCAAGUAGGUUCAAGCUUCGAUCUAAUAAAUAAAUGAUGAGUUUUUUUUUUUUAGUGCUAUUUCAUGUCCGUUUAGUUUAAGAUGAAAGUACCAUUGAUGGAAUUAUUCUAUCGAAGUUGCCAAAUAAUGAGAAGCUGAAUUUUGAGAGAGAGGAAAGGAUGGGAGCAAGUGGGCCUCACUUGCAUGCUGCUGCUGCUGCUGCUUCUUUUCUUUUGCUGCUCCACCCUCUCUUCUUCUUUCUUUCUUUCUUUGAAAAUUGGAAGGUAAUGAUGGGUUGAUAUGUGUACAACUCAAAGACUUUGCCACUUUUUGCAAAACCUGUAACAGAAAGGAAGUUAUUAGGAUUGCAUGUUGGCAUUCUAUUAGUGCUGCCACUGUAUCCAUUGCAUUUAACUAUGUUGGCAUUCUGUGAAUCUCCAUCCUAUUCAGUUUGUUAGCAUGCAUGUUUAUGGAACAGUAUGUUUUGACACGGUUACUUCUUUGUUUA